AUGAUGGGUGGAAGCAGUGCACAGAAGCUAACAACAAAUGAUGCCUUGGCAUAUCUCAAGGCAGUAAAGGACAUAUUUCAGGAUAGAAAAGAUAUAUAUGAUCAGUUCCUUGAAGUCAUGAAGGAUUUUAAGGCUCAAAGAACUGAUACUACUGGUGUCAUAGCUAGAGUGAAGGAUUUGUUUAGAGGCCAUAGAGACCUUAUUUUGGGGUUCAAUACCUUUUUGCCUAAGGGAUAUGAAAUUACUCUCCCUCCUCCAAAUGAAUCUCAGCUGGUGAAGAAGCCGGUUGACUUUGAAGAAGCAAUCAGUUUUGUAAACAAAAUUAAGACUAGGUUUCAAGGUGAUGACCAUGUGUAUAAAUCUUUUCUUGACAUUUUGAACAUGUACAGAAAGGAAAACAAAAGAAUUACAGAGGUUUAUGAACAGGUGGCAAUCCUUUUCCGCGACCAUCAUGACCUCCUUGAUGAGUUUAGUCAUUUUUUGCCGGACAACUCUGCUUCUGGAUCUAUCCAGAAUACUCAGCCUGGGCGGAAUGGUAUCUUACGUCGUGAUGACAGAGGUUCUCCAAUGAGAAUGACGAAGCCUAUGCAAAUUGAGAAGAAAGCUUCUGCUUCAUAUGUUGAGCCUGACCACAGUGUUCAUCGGUCUGAUCGCGGCAAUGAGAAGCUACUGAUGAGAUCUGACAAAGAUCCACGGCGGCGUUUUAAAGACGAAAAGGACAGACAUGAAGACAGAGAACAUGUAGAACGCAACCAUGAUGAUAGAGAUUUGGAUGACAGGAAGCAACACUUUUCUUCCCGCAGGAAAUCUGCUUACAAGGAAGAUUCUGAUGCUGGCCAAUUGCAUCAAGGAGGCCAAGGGCUUGCUUUCUGCGAGAGGGUGAGAAAGAGACUGCACAAUUCUGAUGAUUUCCAGGAAUUUUUGAAGUGUCUUAACUUCUAUGAUGCUGAUAAUAUAUCAAAAACCCAACUACAAGCUCUGGCGGAAAAAAUACUUGGAAGAUAUCCGGACCUUAUGGAGGAAUUCGAUGAAAUUUUAGCUCAAUGCGAUAAGACUAAUGGUGGUCUUGCUGCUGUUAUGGGAAAAAGAUUCCUUUGGAAUGAUGGACAUGUUUCCAGAUCAAUGAAAGUAGAGGACAGAGAGAGAGAUCAAGAAUGGGACAGGGAAGACAGAGAUAAGGAUCAUAUUAAUAAAGAAAGAGACAGAUCCGAUAGAGGGCUUGCCUUCAGCUAUAAAGACACUGUAGGACAGAGGGUGUCAUCAUAUCCAAGCAAAGAUAAACUUUGGGCAAAACCAAUCCAAGAACUUGACCUAUCAAACUGUGAGAGCUGUACUCCCAGUUAUCGGCUUCUUCCAAAAAGUUAUCCAAUUCCUUUAGCUAGCCAUAAAACUGCAGUUGGUGCCCAAGUACUGAACGAUCACUGGGUAUCUGUUACUUCUGGUAGCGAAGAUUAUUCUUUCAAACACAUGCGCAAAAACCAAUAUGAAGAAAGCUUGUUCCGUUGUGAAGAUGACCGAUUUGAAUUGGAUAUGUUGUUAGAAUCUGUAAAUGCAACAAUAAGCCGUGUUGAAGAUAUGCUAGACAAGGUGAAUGAUGGUAUAAGUCCUCGUCUUGAAGACAAUUUUAAUGCUCUUAAUCUUAGGUGCAUUGAGCGUCUGUAUGGUGACCAUGGGCUUGAUGUCAUGGAUGUUCUGAGGAGGAGCCCGUCUUGUGCACUCCCAGUUAUACUAACUCGCUUAAAGCAGAAGCAAGAGGAAUGGGCUAGAUGUCGCUCUGAUUUUAAUAAAGUAUGGGCUGAAAUAUAUGCGAAAAAUUAUCACAAAUCCCUUGAUCAUCGGAGCUUCUAUUUCAAACAGCAGGAUACGAAAAGCUUGAGCACUAAAGUGCUACUAGCUGAGAUCAGAGAAAUCUUUGACAAAAGGAGCCAAGAAGAUGAUAUGCUGCUGUCUACAAUCUCUGGAGUGCGACAACCUAUAGUUCCUCAUUUGGAGUUCGAGUAUCCUGAUCCAAGCCUCCAUGAAGAUCUUUAUCAACUUAUCAAAUAUUCAUGUGGAGAAAUUUGCUCCUCUGAACAGGAUAAACUUAUGAGGAUUUGGACAACUUUCCUGGAACCUAUGCUUGGUAUACCUUCUAGACCUCAGGAUAUUGAGGAUACUAAGGACGAUGUAAAGGCCAAUGAUGAUGUUGUUGGAGUAACUGACAGUGGUGUGGAAGAAAGAAAAGGUAGUACUGCUGGAAGUAUAUCUGCCCCUGAUUGCAAACACUCUACUGCCUGCUUUAAUGGAGAUGAUUAUACGCACUCGGAGCAUUCAACUUCAAGAAAUGGUGAUAAUGAGAAGGAAGAUGAUUCAGGUGAUGGAGCCAAUGAGACAGAUAGUUUAUGUAACACAUCCCAACCAGAAAAAUGCAAUGAACAACCGCUGCCAGAUGAAACCUUUGGGAAUAACAAGCAAGCAGCUGUGAGUGAACUGCUCCCUUCUCCUGAUGCUGAUGGAUUGGACAGGAGUAAACCUGAAAAAGCUUCAAGAACCUCUGCUGGAGAAUCUGGGCGUCUCAGUGCUGAAUGUGAGAGUGUUGAUUGUACCGGACUUGAAUCGUGUUCAGUCCCUGCUGUUUCAACUAAAAAACACCUAGAAGAAUCCAGGGCCAAAUUCAAGAUUGAGAGAGAGGAGGGAGAAUUGUCUCCUGCUGCUGGUGAUUUUGAGGAGAAUAAUUUUGAAGAAUGUAACAAGUUGGAAACUGACUCAAAGGACAGUGGUAGCCGGCAGAAUCUGAUUGCAUUGGAAGUAGGGGACAUUGUUUUGAAGGAUGCAGUGGAAGAAAAUGAUGGUGCUGAUGGUGAUGGCGAGGAGAGUGCUCACAGGUUAUCGGAGGACAGCGAGAAUGCUCCUGGAAAUGGUGAUGUUUCAGCCAGUGAAUCAGCCGAUGGAGAAGAGUGCUCACCUGAAGAGCCUGAUGAAGAUGGGGAUCAUGAUGCCAAUGAUAACAAGAUUGAGAGUGAAGGUGAGGCAGAGGCAUUAGCAGAUGAUCAGGAUGCUGAAGGAAUUGAAGGUACCCUGGCAUCAUCAGAACGUUUUCUACAGAGUGGAAAGCCCCUUAUGAAAUUAAACCCUCAGGGAUCGACUGAUGGGGAGAUGAAUUCACAACUCUUUUAUGGGAAUGAUUCCUUCUAUGUGCUUUUCAGGCUUCACCACAUACUCUAUGAAAGAAUACAUAAGGCAAAGUUACACUCUUCUACUGCUGAAAAUAAAUGGAGGGCCUCUAAUGAUACAAACUCAGCAGACUCAUAUUCAAGGUUUAUGAAUGCUCUUUAUAGUUUAUUGGAUGGAUCUUCUGACAAUGCCAAGUUUGAGGAUGACUGCCGCGCUAUCAUUGGAACUCAAUCUUAUUUACUUUUCACAUUGGACAAGCUGAUAUAUAAACUUGUGAAACAGCUACAAACUAUUGCUACUGAUGAUUCAAACACCAAACUUCUCCUACUACAAGGAUAUGAGAGAUUAAGAAAAAAAGGGAAAUUUAUCGAUCAUUACUAUAACGAAAAUAUUCGUGUCUUUCUGCCUGAUGAGAACAUUUAUCGGAUAGAAACCUUGUCUGCACCAACGCGAUUGUCUAUACAGCUUAUGGACUAUUGGUUUGAUAAGCCAGAUUCAAAUGUUGUUCCUAUGGAUACAAAAUUUUCAGCUUAUCUGACAGAGUAUCUCUCUGAGGUUCCUGAGAGAAUCGUUAAGCCUGGAUUGUUCUUGAGGAGAAAUAAGCGCAAAUAUACAAAUCUAGAUGAAGCUGACGCUUUCAUGGACGCUAUGGAGGGAGUUGACAUGAUUAAUGCUCUCGAAUGUAGGAUAGAUGCCAGUACAUCAAAGGUAUAUUAUGUUUUAGAUACAGAAGACUUCUUUCACAGGAAGAAGAAGAGAAAGACUUUGCAUCAGAAUGGUUCAAGCAACAGUGCCACCAAGGUAAUCUAUUGGAAUAUCCUUGACAACUGAAAAUUACAACAUGUUAAUUUACUGGAAUAUCCUUGACAACUGAAAAAUACAACAUGUUGGCCUUUAUUAUUAUUCCACUAUCGCGGUACGGUCUAUUGAUCACAGUUCACUGACAAUUGAAAACUAAAAAUUAAAAAAAAAAGGGUUUCUGCCAGUUAUUCAAGUUGUUCCGCGUAUUGCGUUAUAUGGAUAUGACAAAAGUUGGGGGACAAAUAGUUCCUGAAUUAUGGACUCAGGCUUUACCAUUUCAAUUAGAUGAUAUUUCCGUGCUCCCAAUUUUUGUAUUUUAUUCAACUCUUUGCAUGUAUAAAAAACUCCAAUCUUUUGUUCCAUGUUCUCUCUGUUCAAGUCCUUUUCUUAGUUACCGUGGCUGAUAUUUUGCUUUUCUAUUUCUUCGAAGGCACUUCAAAAUGCAUAAGUUAGGAUAGCAGAAAAGAGUUCAACCGGAAG
Molecule: messenger RNA, 4434 nt
Organism: Oldenlandia corymbosa var. corymbosa
Lineage: Eukaryota; Viridiplantae; Streptophyta; Magnoliopsida; Gentianales; Rubiaceae
Source: the annotation of a GenBank genome assembly